AUGGGCGUUGCUGGUGGGCUGGGCGUGCUCUUAGCUCCUUCCCUCUACUCCGGGGUCUGGCGUCGAUUAGUGGUGGGUUCGUACGUGGGUUCGUACAGAGCCUGCGGCUCUCUUCGCGUCGUUGCGGUGGUAGUCGGGCUCCUUGAUGAGGUGCGACAAUCUAAUUGUCGCUUAGUGUCGCUUUUACAGUUGCCUGGCCUGACCAGGGCUUUGAGGCAGAUGGCUAUCGUCAACAAACUAAGGCUCGGCCUAGUCGUACUAGCAGAUCUGUCUAAACCUGGAUAUUGUGUCGCUGUCCUCCAGCCGAAUGAGAUGAUCUUAGUUGCUCGCGGCGCUGAGGCGCUAGCAAGGACGCUAGCGCUAAGCGAACUAAUAGCGUUGCGCCAGUCGCACCCCCUAUAUCCUGAUUGGCUGCACGGGCAGCUCGACCGUCACACUGGGCUUCCUGAGAUGAAUGAUGGGUUUGGAUAUGAUCCCCAGACAUACGAUAACGCUUCAUACAACGGCGGGCUAUCUGAAGUGAAAGGUGCGAUUUGUACGCUUAGCUCAACCAUCCCUCCGAACUUGCCUGGUGAUAUUGCUGUGGGUGUUGAGUUGUGUUGUCUUCUUAGUCGCCAUUCAACCUCGCCCCCGCCCCCUCCUGGGCUGUUGCCGGUCCAAGGUUACCUCCCGUACUGGCGGCGAAACUUGAUGGAGGAAGUACUAAUAGGAAGCAUGCUGGGUCUCAUGGGUGCAACGAUACACUGCAAUGUUUCGAGUCCGCUCGGCGUCUCGAAUCGCUGGCUUCACGGGCCGCUAUCCAUACCGGGGAAGAUAGCCAACCAUAGAAGAACGGCUUGGAGUUCGAAGCAGCGAUCAGGCUUCAGUUUGCAACAAGAAGCAGAAGCUGGGAAGAUUGUUGGCGAGAUUCAGAGUGGGCUCGAACACUCGAGCUCGCUCCCACGCGUGCGCAGGGGCCAAAUACUGCUUUACCUCAGCAGUAGUCUGGAAACCGCCUUGAAAGCCUCCAUAGUGGCAUGCCACUUGUGUCUACUAGUAUAUCUGAAUAUACGGCAGGAUAUGUUGAAUAUACACCUGCAAGCCGAUAGUUCCUUUAGCAUUGGUUGA
Molecule: messenger RNA, 1107 nt
Organism: Lindgomyces ingoldianus
Lineage: Eukaryota; Fungi; Ascomycota; Dothideomycetes; Pleosporales; Lindgomycetaceae
Exons: 14
Coding region: 1-1107 (368 amino acids)
Source: RefSeq, a predicted model, not a curated record